Messenger RNA from Diaporthe citri, 474 nucleotides. RefSeq lists its product as uncharacterized. The record is from RefSeq and is a predicted model, not a curated record. Lineage: Eukaryota; Fungi; Ascomycota; Sordariomycetes; Diaporthales; Diaporthaceae. The coding region runs from base 1 to 474 and encodes 157 amino acids. The transcript has a single exon. Gene Ontology annotation, biological process: tRNA splicing, via endonucleolytic cleavage and ligation; tRNA-type intron splice site recognition and cleavage. Gene Ontology annotation, cellular component: tRNA-intron endonuclease complex. Gene Ontology annotation, molecular function: nucleic acid binding.
AUGCAGUUCCCGCCUCACCUGGAGGGCCUGGCCAAGGUCGUCCGCAACAACCUGGAGAACCAACAGGACUGGAAGCAAGUCACAUCGCACGCCGAGCCCUCGCAGCCCAGGCCCCUGCUCUCGGGCCUGCCCCCGCGCCGCAUGUACAUCCACCCGGACGAGCAGAUCGACAUCAUCAAGGCCGAGAAGGCCCUGGGCGAGUCUGUCCCGCAGGAGCCCGACUACGAGUGGGUCCUGCCCGUCCACAUCUCCGAGAAGCCCACCAUGCGCGCCUUCGCCGCCGUCUUCGACGCCCUCGACGCCCUGCCGCCCGCCACCAGGCUGGCAGAGGCCGAGGGGGACGCCGCGCCCGACUGGAGGAAGUGGAGGGGCUCCUGGCGCGGGAAGAGGGUGCUCCUUGCUACGGUCCACGACGACUCUACCGUGGUCUACUACAUGAUGCACGAUGGCAUCGUCAAGCCGAGACAGAAUUAG